Drosophila erecta is the source of this 1037-nucleotide messenger RNA. RefSeq lists its product as uncharacterized. The record is from RefSeq and is a predicted model, not a curated record. Lineage: Eukaryota; Metazoa; Arthropoda; Insecta; Diptera; Drosophilidae. The coding region runs from base 102 to 977 and encodes 291 amino acids. The transcript has a single exon.
UGAAAUCAAAACAAGUUAAAUUUCAAUCCGAAAGGAACUACACUUAGCCCAAAUUCAAAAGUAAUAUACAUUUCUGUGGCAAAAACUUCUAGUGUUUUAGGAUGCCGAAACACACUCCGUACACAUGGCGCCAGCCGGAUUUUCCCGGUGACGAAAGCGAUCUGUUCUGGAAGGAUCCCACACUGCUGGUCAUCUGCCAGAAUGCCGAUGUGAAUACGGCGAUACAGCCGCUACUGCGAACCCUGAAGCAACCCUUCGCUCCUGGCCUGGUGGUCAGUGUGUUUGUCCACGAGACGAUGAGGAAUUCGUUUUGUGAUCAAGUGCGCAGCUCCAUGGAACCGAUGUACCACCAGUCGGCCACCCACGCCAGCCAUUUGAGGGCAGUGAAAAUGAUUGAUUGCCUCAAGGCGGAAGUGGUCUGCAUGCUGACGCCGGACGACAUUCAUUUCCGAUUCAAAAUGUCCAAUGCCUCGCCGAUUAUGGUAUGCGAAUUCGAUCACAGUUUCUUUGGAGGAUCGCGACCCAGUUCGGUGGUGACUUUGCACACUUUCCGCACUGCCGCCGAAUUACCCCGCCUUUUGGCCACCGAACGUGUGCCAUUUGUAAGUGCCGCCAUUUGGGGCAGCCAAAUGGCCAACGUUUAUGAGGCGGCUUUGCAUCUGGAUAUCUCAGUAGUGUAUAUCAACUGCCAGGGCAUAACCCUGGCUCCCAUCAGGAGCUUUCUCGAGGCCGGCAAGCCGCACGUGGUGAUGGCCGAGUACCACCACUUCGAGGUGAUUCUCCACGGCGGCAAGCAUCGGGCUAUCGUGUAUCCGGCUGAGGUUCUCUGGCAGCCACCAAUCCGGUCAUCCGCGGGAUCGCAGGAGAUGUCCGAUGCGCAGGUACAGCAGAGCGGCAAAGUUGCCAAAGGCGGAGGGGAAUCCUCCCCAAAGCUCGGACUGGAUCAUAGUGACUUGCUCGCUGUGGACACAAACUAACAGUACGCAGUCUAUUCAUUUCGAUCCUAGAAUAGGUUUAAAUAUAGUUUUUUUACACAA